AUGGAAGAAGAAUCAAACUCGUCGUCGGCUCCUAGCGGCCCAACUGUUGAUAUCAAUGUCACGGGCAGUAGUCAACAGACGAGUCUAGCACCACGUUCUACCACUCCAAAUAUUCUAGGUCGUAGCUCGCCAGCACCACAGAUUAAUAAUUCUCUUGUACCGCCCGUUACUCUUCCUCGACGUCAUUCCAUUUACGGUACUGGCGAAGAUAGAAUUGUUUUGGAUAUAGGUAGUCUUUAUAUUAAAGCUGGUUUUAGCGGAGAGUCAAGACCCAGACAUAUUGUACCAGUUUACGCUGGAAACAUGAAAUUCCAUUGGGAUCCUGAAUUUAAUGGCAGUGGUGGAGUUGUAAAAGCAUGUGGUGAAAGUUGUAGGGUGAUCGGAGAGUUUGCAGAAUUAUUUGAUUUGGAAAUCGGUCAGUAUCCUGAUGGAUUAGAUGCUCUUUACGAUCGAUUGGCUCAUUAUUUAAGAGAAAUUUAUUUCAGGUACCUUUUGACGGAUCCUAAACAACGCAAGGUAGUUUUAUGUGAAUCUCCAAUGCUUCCCUUGAAAUUGAAACAAUUAAUUGCAAAAGUAUUAUUUGAGAAUCUACAGGUUCCGUCAAUUUCGUUCGCACCAUCUCAUAUGUUGGCAUUGUUGACAACAGGAUGCACAACAGGAUUGGUGAUAGAUGUAGGACAUUUAGAAACCACUGUUCUUCCGACAUUUUCUGCUCGUCCUUUGACUCCUUUCAUACGUACAACUCCGUUAGCUGGUCGUGCAUUAACAAAACGACUUAAAGAAUUGUUGUCAGCUUAUGGAAGUAUGAUAAUUCCACCUUCUCAGGAACAAAAACCAGUUCACGCCAAAUAUUUGACGCCCGCAGUUCUUGAAGAUAUUAAAACUCGAUUUAUUUUUGUAAGUCCAAUGAUGAUUUCUGAAGCAUCAAUUGGCAUUGCCGAAAAAACUUUGGUGGAAGAUAUGGAGAACAAAUACGCCACUGUGGUUUCGACCUCAGAUGUUUUGUAUCCCUUUACGAUAAGCAAACAAGGACGAGAUCGUCAAAUUGGAACUUUAGUAGUUCCGGGUUGGAUCAGGGAACGUUGUGCAGAAGUGUUAUUUGAAGGAGAUGAAGAUGAAUCCAGUGUGGUGGGAUGUGCGUUAGAAUGUUUGUUAAAGACUCCGAUCCACCUACGUGCUCCUCUUGCUUCGGCAAUUCUUCUUGUCGGUGGCACAACUUUGCUUCCAAAUUUUCAAUCUAGAUUUGGACAUGAGCUACUUCGUACUUUGAAUACCGAUAGAAGAUUUAAAUCUUUAAGUAAACUUGUUGGUCAUAUUGGAUUCUUGGAAGACAAUGGUAGUGGAAAAGUAUUCGUAGCGAAUUGUCGGACUUGGGUUGGUGGUUCAUUAAUUGGGUCUCUUAAAUCUACUGUAAUUGAAAUCUCUAGAGAUAAAUUUAAUGGUCAAGUUCCAGAUUGGACGACAGCCAAUUUAUCCAAAUCGGAUGAAACCGAAGUUGAAGAAUAA
This is a messenger RNA of Funneliformis mosseae, 1506 nucleotides long. NCBI's taxonomy places the organism in Eukaryota, Fungi, Glomeromycota, Glomeromycetes, Glomerales, Glomeraceae. The record is from the annotation of a GenBank genome assembly.